CACAGCGUCGAAACUUGACAAAUAAACUAGACUACCACAUGCAAAAAUAGUGCAAGUGUUCGUGGAUUUAAUAGCUUUGACACUACUCACAGCCGAAGGUAGAAAAGCACGGUCGCGCGUAAUCGGCCCAUCCAUUCAGUCGUUUAGUGGACGCCAAGAAGCACCAUCCGUUUCAGAAAUGGGAGAAGUUCCGAAGAUCACGGACUUGCCACAGGUGAUCGAGCCUCACCUGCCGGAAGGCUGCACCUUGGAGUCGUACGACACUCGCUACCUGACCAAACCGGGCGACAACUAUGGCAGCAUCAUGUUGGCCCUGCAGGCAAAGAUCCGCAGUGCAGACGGUGCUGUUCGGGACCUGCCGCUCAUAGCCAAACUGCCGCCCCUCACCAACGAUCUGUACUGGCAGAUCUUCCAGCCCGAGCGAACCUGCAUCACGGAGAACGCGGUCUACCAGUACUUGUCACGUGAGCUGGACAAGUUGCAGCUGCAGUCGGGCAUCCUGCCGGCACAACUCUUCGAUGGCUUCCCGCGGUACUACGGCUCCCGAAUUUCGCUGGAUCCUCGAGCCUCGAAAGUGGAUCGGGAUGCCGUUCUCAUCCAGGAGAACGUCACCGUGCGCGACUUCCGGCCGGGCAACAGACACAAGCCGUACAAUCUGGCCGAAACGGUGCUCAUCCUGCACUCCCUGGCCCAAUACCACGCCCUGCCCAUCGCUCUGCGUCUGAAGAAGCCGCAGGUGUACGAGGAAUACGUGCGACCGUACUUCAAGAAGUUCGAUAUGAACGCCAAUAUUGAUGCGACCGAAAAGGAACAGAUGAACGGUGAGAUUCUGAAGGACAUCGCGUUGGUAAGCAGCGAUGAACGGGACGUGAAGCGUGUCAAGGAGCUGCUCGACAUUUUCGACGCCUUUCAAGCUGGCAAGGAUGUGGAAGACGGUCUGUUUACUACCCUUGUGCACGGAGAUCUAUGGAUAAAUAAUAUGAUGUUGAAAUACGACGAGGAAGGCACUCCAAUCAAGGUGAAAAUCGUCGACUUUCAAAUCGCGCAGUACGGAUCAUUGGUGCACGAUGUCAUCUUUCUGCUCUUCUCGAGCGUGGACGUAAACGUUCUGGAGGAGAACUACUACAAUUUCCUGACCAUCUACUACAACGCCUUUAUUCAGACCUUGCGAAGCGUUGAUGUGGACACCAGCAACUAUUCACUCGAGAUAUUCCUGGAAGAGGUCAAGCGGACUGCAUACAUCCAGCUGCCUCAUGCCAUCUUUAUGAUGAAGGUAAUCCUGGCUGAUAACAGCACGAUUCCUGAAAACUUUAAGGACGUGGACUUUUCCGUGUUGUCCAAGAAUACUGGAAUAAAAACGAUUGUGGCGAAAUUCGACGCUAUCUUGCGACUGGCAAAGAAGUUUAAUAUUUUUUACUGAGCUAAUUUAGCAAGUCACGAAAUAAAUUGUUUGCCAUAGCA
This is a messenger RNA of Drosophila takahashii, 1461 nucleotides long. RefSeq lists its product as uncharacterized. The record is from RefSeq and is a predicted model, not a curated record. NCBI's taxonomy places the organism in Eukaryota, Metazoa, Arthropoda, Insecta, Diptera, Drosophilidae.